AUGGGCGAUGAAGUCCUAAGGCAGUUUGUGCUGGAUUCUGAUGAGGAGAUCGAAGAUUCUCCGAGUUCCAAGAGGGACAGUAGAACCAAUAUUGAGAUGACAGUCUUUGGAGACGAUGAUAUCAUCGAGAUGAGGGUCGGGCCAAGGCAUUUUACCAACGGCAACAGGCGAGCCGUAGCCAUCAAGCGAGAAGCGCUUGACAUGAAUCAUCCCAACGGAUCACCAAGGUCUGUCGGCGAACGGUCAUCGGCACGUGGACCCACGCCCGCCAAUGCAUCAUUUACGUUCGGUGGUGACCACGGCCGAACGGGUGUGCAGACUACGGAAUCUUUGCGAACCACUUCUGGCGCCAAAUCAUCCCUUCACACCCAUCAACGCGCAACAUUCACUGCUAUACCAAGCACUACAGCCCCUCCAACUCAUGGGAGCUGCAAAAGCAAAAGCCAAGCUAAGCGACCUGUACCUUCACCCGCCACCGCACCCGAUGCCACGGGACAAUACGAAUCCUCAACCUGCCAUCAAUGCCGUACCAAGACUACUCGACCAAAGAUGAUCUGCGAUCAAUCCUUGAAUCCCAAUUGCCUCGUUCGAAUUUGUCGCCCGUGUCUGAUGGAUCGAAAGGCUUACGACGAGAUGCCUAAGCUUCGAGGGCCGCUCUUCAAAUUCGUCCCUGGCGGCAAAAUCCUCUGCAUGAAGUGCAGGAAUAUCUGUCCUUGCGCUUCCUGUCGGAGGGCCCGAGGCGAGAGAGGGGUGAUGGGUAAUGGGUUGAAUGGGUUUUACGACUUAAUGCGCGACGAGCCAAAGACCGAAGCACCGCUAAGGAAAACGAAAAGGAAAGAAAGAGAACAAGCGAAACCUAAGCAGUCACCCGGCCACCCAAUCGUCGACAAGUGCAAGAAUGAGCAAAAGGGAGCUGAAGUAGUUUGCUUGGAAGAAUCUUGGGAUGAACUUGUUGGCAAAUCUAAUCGAACGAUCAUAUCCGCGGGAUGCUCGCGGAAGCGAAAGUUCUGUGCCAAGCAGUUCACCGAUGAGGAGAGUGAUUGUUGUAUCCCGGUCGAUGGGCCGACGAUCCCAGCACCGAAAAAGGAGAAGCCCGGGUUCCGCUCGAAGGAUCCCGAGGAUGUCCGCCAGGACCGGCUCGAAAGACAGCUGGAUUCCCAGAUCCGCGAGCUCGAACUCCGGAGGGCGCGCGAAGAACUCGAGCGGAACAAUGCAACCGCUGACGCUUUCACUAAGGCUAAGAUGAUCCAGCAGUUCUUGCGCUGUGGGUUGAACCUUGAAGACGCCUUGAGGGCUACUAACGAAUGUCUCUGCUUGCCCACUCAAUCUCCAGCUCGCCGUUGA
Molecule: messenger RNA, 1344 nt
Organism: Puccinia graminis f. sp. tritici CRL 75-36-700-3
Lineage: Eukaryota; Fungi; Basidiomycota; Pucciniomycetes; Pucciniales; Pucciniaceae
Exons: 4
Coding region: 1-1344 (447 amino acids)
Biological process (GO): regulation of DNA-templated transcription
Cellular component (GO): nucleus
Source: RefSeq, a predicted model, not a curated record